AUGUCGCAAAAGGUAGUGACAACGUUCUUACAGCAUGCAAUCGCCCGAUUUGAGGUCGAUCAACAAGAUAGAAAUUUGGAAUCGCUCGCACGUGAAAUACUUGAGCCGAUUCUACCAGAUGAAGGCGAAGAGGAGUUUGCCUCCCGUACACAAUUAACGAUACAAAGAGAUCAGCUUUCAAACGUUAGGUUACAAAUAGAUGGGUGUGCCCGAGAAUAUCUCAUGUCGCAGUUAACCAGUGGGGAACGGGAGAAGUCAUCAGAGAUGCAUCGGACGGUUAAAGAGCUAAAGAAUAUUGCCGGGGUUGAUUCUAUGGAGUGUAUCCGCAUGAAAAUUGCCAACUCCCACAUGAAAGAAAACGCUAGUGUGCACCAAACCGGACCUCAUUCAAUGGAGUGUAUUCGCAUGAAGAUUUCCAAUUCUCGUACAGGAAUGGACGCUGCUAUAGAUCAACCCGAAGUUGGUUCGGUGGAGUGUUUCCGAAUGAAGGUUGCCAACUCUCGCGUGAAAGAGUACAAUAUCGUACACAAACCAAUACGGUUGGAGCAGACUGUUUGCCUGCCAAGAAAAGUUGAAGCAUGUGUCUUGGACUGUUCGAAAAGCCCCACCCAGACACUUUCGGACGGAGCACACAAAUACCCCAUGGACUCAACAGUGCCUUUGGAGAAUACCCUGGAAUUUGUCAAACAGCGAAAUAAGAACGCUAAGUUGCAGGCCGUGAUAAAGAAAAUCAGGGGAUCCUUUGUUAAAGACGGUGGUCGAAACAAGAGAAAUCGCAGACGAGUAAGCCUUCCUGCGCCUUCUUGGAACGUUUUUGGAGAGUCUUUGAAAGGAAGGGCCAGCGUAGAUAUGCUCAGCGUAGAUGUUUAAAGGGUACACCUCUGACCAAUAUGUAAAAAGUUGAAAUUAGGUAAGAUAUCCAAGCACGAACAGAGCUUUUAUCAUAGUUUUGAAUAAAGUCACUUACUCACGGC
Messenger RNA from Sphaeroforma arctica JP610, 974 nucleotides. RefSeq lists its product as hypothetical. Bases 1 to 870 code for a protein of 289 amino acids. The record is from RefSeq and is a predicted model, not a curated record. The transcript has a single exon. Lineage: Eukaryota; Ichthyosporea; Ichthyophonida.